Nymphalis io (European peacock) is the source of this 2255-nucleotide messenger RNA. RefSeq names its product 46 kDa FK506-binding nuclear protein (gene Fkbp45). Gene Ontology annotation, molecular function: macrolide binding; peptidyl-prolyl cis-trans isomerase activity. NCBI's taxonomy places the organism in Eukaryota, Metazoa, Arthropoda, Insecta, Lepidoptera, Nymphalidae. The transcript is spliced from 8 exons. Gene Ontology annotation, cellular component: chromatin; nucleolus. The record is from RefSeq and is a predicted model, not a curated record. Bases 192 to 1388 code for a protein of 398 amino acids.
GGUUCUUUUACUAAUUUUAUACUGGUGUGGAUUUGUGGAAGAAUCCGUUUUCCGACGCGGUUGUGCAAAUUUGCCGCGCGAUAGUUGUUCGAUCAAUAAUCCAUUAUUUUAGGAUAUUACCUUGUUUGAAUAUUUACCUUGCCUGUUAUUACAUAUUUUCUUCUUUUUAACACAUAUAUUAAUUUUUCAAGAUGUUUUGGGGAUUAAUAAUGGAACCAAACAAGCGGUACUCCCAAAUUGUGGAGAAGCCGUUCCAUAUAUCGCAAGCGGCUAUGGACAUUUCCACCGGCGACAACGAUCCAUGCCAGGUGAUGAUUGUGGUGGAUGGCAAAAACUUCCUCGUGUGCACAUUACAGAAGGGCAAGACCAUUCAAGUCCCACUCGACCUGUAUUUUAAGAGUGGAGAUGCUGUUUCAUUCUUGACAAAUGGCAAAUGCAAUGUUCACUUGACGGGUUACCUGGAUCCUGAGUUUGAGGAGGAAGCUACAGAGGAUGAAGAGGAAGAGGAAGAUGAAGAAGUACCAGCUCCCGCCAGAAACAAGCGCAAACUGGAGAACAGCAAUGAAGGAGCUACUAGCAAGAAAGCAAAAAAGCAUGAGAAAAAGGCUGCUGCUGCUGCUGCCGACAGCUCUGACGAGGAGGGUGAAGAUCAAUUACAAAAGUUCCUCGAUGGGGAGGACAUUGAUACUGAUGACAAUGAUGAGUCAUUCAAAGUUAAUACAUCUGCUGAAGCAACAGAAAGUGAUGACGAGUCUGAUGAGGAUGAAGAUGAGGAGGAAGAUGACGAUGACAAUGACAACGACAAUGGAGAUAACUCUUCAGAGAAAGCAGACACAACUUUGGAUACCAGCAAGGAUGACAGCACUGUAGACAUGUCCAAGCUAUCCAAGUCACAAAAACGUCGCCUGAAGAAGAAACUACAGAAGCAGAAGGAACCUCAAGUAAAUGGAGUUGAGAAAGCUAAGAAGAAGCCUGCUGAGAAGCCGCAGAAGGCUGAGAAGAAGAAACCAGAAGCGAAAAAGGAUGCUCAAGAGGGUGACAAAAAAGAAAAGAAGUCACUCAGUGGUGGAGUUUUUAUUGAAGACUUGAAAGUAGGCAAUGGAGCAGUGGCAAAACCUGGCAAGGUUGUCAUGGUUUAUUACGAGGGUCGUCUGAAGCAAAACAACAAGAUGUUCGACAACUGCCAGAAGGGACCUGGCUUCAAGUUUAAACUUGGGGCUAAGGAAGUGAUUUCUGGAUGGGACGUUGGGGUAGCUGGCAUGAAAGUUGGAGGAAAAAGGAAGAUUGUGUGUCCACCAGCAAUGGCGUAUGGUGCUAAGGGAUCACCUCCAGUUAUUCCUCCAAACUCAAGCUUAGUGUUUGAAGUAGAGUUGAAGAAUGUUAAAUAAGUGCUAGUUAAUAUCAUAGUGUAUGGACAUAUUGAUUGUUUCAGUUAUAUUGAUUGUCACUGAUUGAAUGCCAUUUAUCAAGUAAAAAGCUUUCAGCAUUUUACUAUCAUAUUAAUAUGGGGCAUUAUCAAAAAGAAAGAAUUAUUUUUAUAAUUGACAUUUCUAAAUUACCACUUCACAUUAUUUUUGCAGAUGCUCCAUAUUAGUUAUUUACUAUGUAAGUUGAUAAUUAUAGACACUAAGAAUUAACAGGUUAUUUAGAUUUUAAGAAUAAAAAAUCUUUAAAGAGAAAAUUGAUGAAAUCUGUUUGAAUGCCAAUUUUUAAUAUACUUGAUCAACAACAUAGGUCUUAACAAUUUUAAACUUUAUAUCUUCAAUAAACUUAUAUUCCAUAAAUAUAUACUUAAGUAUUAUGCAUAGUUCCAUUAUAAUAAUAAUUUCAGCGUUCACAAUUUCAAGUAAGUCUAAGAAUAAUCUUUUGAGUGGAUUGAGCAGUUGAUAAUGUGAAAUGGAUAUUUAGUGCAAAUAUGUCUUAAAUACAAUAAUCAUGUAACAUGAGCUACUUUAGUUUUAUGAAUUUCACAUAUUAAUUAAUACCUGCUUUGAAGUAUUCUUAUUUGAAAGAUGCCAGUCCUGUUUAGAUGUCCCUUCAAAGCCCAGGGCAGCCUUUUUUUUAUAAUUUGUAAUAAUAAUGUGCUUACUUUAUUUUAAGGCCUGGUAGUCCCUGGACCAAAAUAUGAUUUGUAUUAAUUUAAGAAGUUUUAUUUCAUACUAUGACAGCUACGAAAUUCUGACCCUGUUUAAACAUUUGAUAUUUAAAUUUUCAAUACCCUUGGUUAUGUAAAGUAUAGUAAAUAUUCCAUUAAA